This is a messenger RNA of Ziziphus jujuba (common jujube), 2370 nucleotides long. RefSeq names its product synaptotagmin-1. Bases 544 to 2133 code for a protein of 529 amino acids. The transcript is spliced from 13 exons. NCBI's taxonomy places the organism in Eukaryota, Viridiplantae, Streptophyta, Magnoliopsida, Rosales, Rhamnaceae. Gene Ontology annotation, molecular function: lipid binding. The record is from RefSeq and is a predicted model, not a curated record. Gene Ontology annotation, cellular component: endoplasmic reticulum.
UCUUUCACCGUCAGUGUCUGAAAGUGCAGCGUCUUGUUGGCUUGUUUCUCAUUUUCUCUAUAUUCGGUCGCCAUAGAUACUUCCAAAAUGGUCGAGGAGGACAAAUAAAUCAAUUUCUAAUCUAUUUUUUUUAAUAGAAAAGGAAAAAAACAAUUUCCAUUUGCCUUUUUUUUUUUUUUUUUUUUACCGUUUUGUUUAUUUAAUGUUAUCUUUAUUUGUUUGAUUAAUUUUCCAAGUGAUCUGAGAGGUCGAGGCGAUUGGAAGACAGGGGGUUUCAGGAAUAUUUUUGGAACAGGAAGGAAGGGAGAGAGAAGCUUGAUUUGGGGUUUGUUUUGGUUUCCUGGGGGAAUUGGAAGUGAUAUUCGAGAUGGGUUUUUUUAGUACUGUAUUGGGUUUUUGUGGAUUUGGAGUGGGAAUUUCUAUUGGUGUUGUUGCUGGAUAUUUCCUGUUCAUCUACUUCCAACCCACCGAUGUCAAGAUGGUCAAAAUAUCAAGUAUUUUAUGCGCCUAGAGACUGGAGUGUAGAAAAGAAUCAGCUAUGCAAUGAGCAACAAUUUAAGGUGGCUCAUACACUACGUGGCUUCAUUUAUGCCCAACUUACAGAGGAUUGAAACCUGCGCAUGGCAUGAUCCUGAAAUUCGUCCAUUGGUUGAACAAGACUCAGAGACUUUGCAGCGGAUGCUCCCUGAAAUACCUCUUUGGGUGAAGAGUCCUGACUAUGACCGUGUUGACUGGCUAAACAAGUUUAUUGGAUAUAUGUGGCCUUAUCUAGACAAGGCAAUUUGCAAGACUGCAAGGGAUAUUGCAAAACCCAUAAUUGCUGAGCAAAUUCCGAAGUACAAGAUAGAGUCAGUUGAAUUUGAAACAUUAACCUUAGGGUCCUUACCACCUACUUUUCAAGGCAUGAAAGUUUAUGUCACUGAUGAGAAGGAGCUGAUUAUGGAACCUUCCAUAAAGUGGGCAGGAAAUCCUAACAUCACUGUUGCUGUAAAAGCAUUUGGAUUGAAAGCAACUGCACAGGUGGUGGAUUUGCAAGUUUUUGCCUCUCCGCGUAUUACUCUAAAACCAUUGGUUCCAAGCUUUCCUUGCUUUGCAAAGAUUUAUGUGUCUCUCAUGGAUAAGCCACAUGUUGAUUUUGGGUUAAAGCUUCUAGGGGCUGAUCUUAUGUCAAUACCUGGCCUCUACAGAUUUGUCCAGGAGCUUAUCAAGGAUCAGGUUGCCAACAUGUAUCUCUGGCCCAAAACCCUCGAAGUACCAAUUCUAGAUCCUGCGAAAGCCUUGAAGAGGCCUGUAGGAAUCCUGACUGUGAAGGUGGUAAGGGCAACAAAGCUGAAAAAGAAAGAUUUUCUAGGUGCAUCAGACCCUUAUGUGAAAGUCAAACUCACUGAGGAUAAGCUUCCAUCGAAGAAGACAACUGUCAAGCACAAGAACUUGAACCCUGAAUGGAAUGAGGUAUUUAACUUGGUUGUAAAGGAUCCAGAGAGCCAGGCUGUGGAGCUUCUUGUUUAUGACUGGGAACAGGUUGGCAAACAUGACAAAAUGGGUAUGAAUGUAGUUCCUUUGAAAGAACUCCCUCCUGAAGAGACCAAAGUUAUGACUCUUGACCUCCUUAAAAAUAUGGACUUAAAUGAUGUUCAAAAUGAGAAGUCACGUGGGCAGCUUGUUGUCGAAUUGACAUAUAAGCCUUUUAAGGAGGAGGACAUGCCAAAAGAAUUGGAAGAAACGCAGAGUCUACAGAAGGCCCCUGAAGGCACUCCAGCUGGUGGAGGUCUACUUGUGGUCAUUGUUCAUGAAGGUCAAGAUCUUGAAGGAAAGCACCAUACCAACCCUCAUGUGAGAAUUCUUUUCAGAGGGGAGGAGAAAAGAACCAAGCAUGUAAAAAAGAACAGAGAUCCGAGAUGGGAAGAGGAGUUCCAAUUUAUGCUUGAUGAGCCUCCUAAAAAUGAGAAACUACAUGUGGAAGUUGUCAGCACCUCAUCAAGAAUAGGCCUCCUGCAUCCAAAGGAAAGUCUGGGUUAUGUUGAUAUCAGUCUUUCAGACGUAGUUGCCAACAAGCGAAUCAAUGAGAAGUACCAUCUUAUAGACUCGAAGAAUGGCCGGAUCCAAGUUGAGUUGCAGUGGAGAACUUCAUGAGCUUACAAUAUGUUCCUUUUUCUUCAAUGUCUACUAUAUCGAUACCAAUCUGAGAAUAAGAUAGUGCAUCACAGAAGAUAACUUUCAUCUUUAUUAAAGUACAUUGAUUUGUUUGUUUGUUUUGUGUACAUGAGUGCAGUAAUCAAACUGAUUCAAUUCUGUAACUUUUCCUCGUCUUCAAAGAUUUUUUAUUUUAUUUUAUUUUUUAAAAGAUAACAAUACAGAAUGAUUUGUUUA